UUGUGUGUGUCCUAACGGUAAUAGUUCAGUAAUAUCAUUUGUGUCAUUUGAGUUUUUAUAUCUCUCUUUAAUAGGGUGAUAUUUGGUAUAAUCCAGAGUACCUGAUUGACCGUGUGGUGACAGUAAUUUAACAAGAAACGUCUUAGAAGUAUAUAUUGUGAAAGCGAGUGUGGACAUAAGUCAACCUUUGAAUGUGUGAACAUUGUGCGGUAGGGAGGGGCUGAGUGGGAGCACGAGUACACUCAGGGAGAGAUAGGGACGUCUGACCAGGUCAUCAGAUGAAUUCUGCAGCACCUUAACGCUUCAGAUGUUGUUGCUGUCUUGUUGGCUUUCUUCCUCAACCAUCAUGGAUCUCUCAGAUUCCCAAAAGAGGACUUAUGAUAUUUACAACAGCAUUUACUUUGGCUGAAAUGAGCCACCAUCUUCAAGUGAAUUUCUGAAACAGGACAGACUCGGUCAGUAUGCUGCACCACCAAUCACCUCCUCGUCAGCUUCUAUCCAUCUGCCUCGUGUUUCUGGUGUGUGGUGUGAAUAAAGCUGUUUGUUUGCUCGGAGGGGGCAGGAGGAUUUGGCAGCAGCCCAAGCCGGAACCCUUCAACAAAGACCAGUCUUUCCUCCAUGACACGUUCCCUUCAGGGUUCCUUUGGGGGACAGGAACGUCUGCCUUCCAGACUGAAGGAGCCUGGGAUCAAGAGGGUAAAGGCCCAUCCAUCUGGGACCAUUUCACCCACUCAACUGUUGGCACUGAUUUGGCAACCGAAACUGCAAAUGUGGCAAGUGACAGCUACACUCGCUGGGAAGAAGAUGUGGAGGCACUGGAAUAUCUGGGAGUAAUAUCAUACUCUUUCUCGCUCUCCUGGCCCAGACUUUUCCCUAAUGGAGAUGCAAAGAAUCAGGCCAACCCAGCAGCUGUGGAGCAUUACAGCCGCCUCAUAGAGAAGCUUCUGGAAAAGAAAAUUGAGCCCAUUGUCACUCUUCAUCACUGGGACCUGCCACAAGUCUUACAGGAACACUAUGGUGGCUGGAGAAAUGACACACUGGUGGGGCUGUUUGAGGAGUAUGCUGCAUUUUGUUUUCACACAUUUGGGAGUCGUGUUAAGAUCUGGCUCACAAUGCAUAACCCGUACCUGGUGGCCGUGCAGGGGUACGGGACAGGUGUGCAUGCUCCUGGAGAAACAGGAGGUGCUGCUGGCUCGCUCAUUGUGGCCCACAACCUGAUCAGGGCCCACGCCAAAGCAUGGCACACCUACAACACCCACUUCCGUCCAACUCAGAGGGGCCAAGUAUCCAUUGUUUUGGGAACUCACUGGGUUGAGCCUCAAAGAGGAAAAUCCACAGUUGAUAACAUCGAGUUUUGCCAGCAGUCCAUAGAGGCCGUCCUUGGCUGGUUUGCCAACCCCAUCUUUGGUGAUGGGGACUACCCACCCUCUUUGAAAAUAAAACACGGGGCCCUCCUGCCUUCUUUCUCCCCCGAGGAGAAGCUCUGGGUGCAGAAAACAACUGACUUCUUUGCUUUGUCCUUUGGGCCCAACAACUUCCGUCUGGGCCGAGGCCUGGUGCAGUAUGGGCAGACUGUUUCCCCGGACCUGAGGCGCAUACUGGGCUGGAUAAAGCUGGAGUAUGGGGACCCGAGGGUGAUGGUGGCAGAGGGAGGCUGGUUUUCUGAAAGCAGUGUGGGAAGAGAGGACACGGUAGCCAUUUACUUGAUGAAGAGGUUUAUCAACCAGGUUCUGCAAGCUAUCAAGUUGGAUGGUGUGAACGUGUUCAGCUACAGUGCCUGGUCAUUAGUGGAUGGAUUUGAGUGGAAUUAUGGCUUCACUGUAAGACGUGGCCUUUUCUACAUUGACUUCAGCCAGCUAAACCGAACAAGGACUCCAAAAACCUCUGCUCAGUACUACAAAAAUGUCAUCACUGACAACGGCUUUCCCAAUGACAAAACCUCCAGAGAGUUACAAGGACGUUUCCCCUGUGAAUUUCACUGGGGAAUCGCUGACUCCACUUUACAGGUCCACUUCUACCCUUUCUCACCACAGUUUACUGACCCACAUCUCUACCGCUGGAACCUUACCGGGGACAAUUCAUUGCAUCCAGUCCCUGGUGUGACGAUGCAGACCAAACCAGCCCAGUGCACUGACUACCUGGCUAUUCGUGGUCAUCUUAACCUGUUUGCGUCCACAGAGGCAUCUCACUACCGCUUUGCCCUUAACUGGUCUCUGAUAUUACCCCAGGGAGACAUUUCCAAUGUGAACAUGGAAGCUCUGAGGUACUACCGCUGUGUCCUCAAAGAGCUCAAGAAGCGGGACCUAAAGACUGUCCUAAUCCUCUACUACCCCACACACAGAGCUCCAAAUCUGGGCUUGCCUGGGCCUCUGCAUGCCUCUGGUGGUUGGCUCAACUACAGCACAGUAGAGGCUUUUCAGGAAUAUGCAGCUCUGUGUUACCGGCAGCUUGGGUCCUGGGUUCCUUAUUGGAUCACCGUCAAUGAGCCAAACAGACUGGUAGAUGUUUAUUCAGGUGAGAAAGAGAAGCACCAGGCAGCUCAUCACCUGCUGCUGGCCCAUGCAAAAGCAUGGAGACUGUAUGAGCGGGAGUUUUUAAGUCACCAAGGAGCAAAGGUGUCACUCGCUUUACAUGCCGACUGGGCUGAAGCUGCAAACUCCUUCCUGGACUCACAUUCAGCAGCUGCACAGAGAUUCCUUUUGUUUGAAAUUGGUCGCUUUUUAGACCCAUUGCUGGGAACUAGAAAUAAGGAGGAGCAUCACAAGGGGGACUACCCACAAGAAAUGAGGGCCUACCUGGAGGAGAGAGCCAGAGUGAUGGGCCUCCCCGGAUCUCCUCUUCCAAGUUUUACUGAGGCCGAAAGAGAGGAGCUGAGAGGGACGUUAAGUUUUAUCGCACUGAAUCAUUUUACUACCCGUUUGGUCUCUCCAUAUCCGCACACACAAGCUAAAAUUCCGCACAAACAACCCCCUGAUCAUGGCUGUUUGACCCUCUCUGAUCCCACCUGGCCCUCCUCUGGUCUGGGGCAGGCUCUUGUACCCUGGGGCUUGAGGAAGAUCCUGAAUUGGGUGAGCCAGAGAUAUGGAGUGGCUCUGCCGAUCAUUGUCACAGCCAGUGGGGUGGAUGACCAAGCUCCUGUUGAGGACAAACUCAGGCAACACUUUCUCAGGAGUUACCUGCAGGAGGCGCUUAAAGCUCGCCAGUUAGAUGGAGUAAACCUGCAGGGCUUCUUUGUGUGGAAACUGCAAGACCGACAUGUCCCCCAGUUUGGCCUCUUCACCUCUAAGCAACACCACUCCAAAGCUAAAGCCUCCAUCGCUGUCUACAGAGAAAUCAUCACCCAAGGAGGUUUCCCUGAGGAUAACACCAAACAGACCUGCGGGCUGAGCGCGCUGCAGGAACCUUGCUCUGUUUGUGCGUGGAUGUUCGAGAACAAAGCAAUGCUGGUGUUUGGAGGCUGCCUCCUAAUAACAUCUGUUAUGUUCAUAGCACUUGUCAUCUUUGUCAUCAUCACCAAAAGAAACCAAAGAGUCAGGGGGGUGAACAGAAUAAUCAAGAGGAGGGAAGGAGUCACUGUGUGCUCAUGUCGGCCUGUUAAGUACAAACUGCAGCGACAUUAACUGUUUGUGAAGCAGAACAAAAACAUGGUGGAUCAUUGUUAGAGAAGAUUAUUGAUUAUCUAUGACUGUUUCCUUUUAGUGAUCAGUUUACAAACAGUUAUUGUUCAGAUUAAGCACCCACAUCCGUUUAACUGUGAUGAAAGGUUAUUUAAAUGAAUGGGAACAAAAAUUGUAAAAGCUAUUAUGUCAGCAUGUUUCCACACAUAAAUGACCCUGAGCUGGCAAUAGAUUUACUGAAUACAAAAUACCCCUUCUUUUGAAGAACAUAUGUCAAUAUUGUGAUUAGUGUAUAAUAAAGUUAUUCAGUGAG
This is a messenger RNA of Labrus mixtus (cuckoo wrasse), 3930 nucleotides long. It is a transcript of the gene klb, whose product is annotated as klotho beta. Gene Ontology annotation, biological process: carbohydrate metabolic process; fibroblast growth factor receptor signaling pathway. Bases 462 to 3620 code for a protein of 1052 amino acids. The record is from RefSeq and is a predicted model, not a curated record. Gene Ontology annotation, molecular function: fibroblast growth factor binding; hydrolase activity, hydrolyzing O-glycosyl compounds; fibroblast growth factor receptor binding. NCBI's taxonomy places the organism in Eukaryota, Metazoa, Chordata, Actinopteri, Labriformes, Labridae. The transcript is spliced from 6 exons.